UCUGCAACUGCUGUCCUCCUCCUCCCUCCUCUGCUCCACACUGUCGCACAGCCAUGGCGGACAGCGCGAGCGAGAGCGACACUGACGGAGCGGGGAGCAGUUCAGCCACUCCGAUGUCCUCCUCCGCCUCCAAUUCUGCAAAACCGAGCAUAGUCAUUUCACAGUUUCGCCUGGAAGAGCUGACGAAUCGUCUUGCAUCGUUGCAGCAAGAGAACAAAGUUCUUAAAAUUGAGCUGGAGACGUUUAAACUGAAGUGCAAAGCCCUGCAGGAGGAGAACCGAGACCUUCGCAAAGCUAGCGUCACCAUUCAAGCAAGAGCAGAACAGGAGGAAGAGUUCAUCAGCAACACUUUGUUCAAGAAGAUCCAGGCCCUCCAAAAGGAGAAGGAGACCUUAGCAGUCAACUAUGAGAAGGAGGAAGAGUUUCUCACCAAUGAGCUGUCAAGGAAACUCAUGCAACUCCAGCAUGAGAAGGCAGAGCUGGAGCAGCACUUGGAGCAGGAGCAAGAGUUCCAGGUUAACAAGCUCAUGAAAAAGAUCAAGAAAAUGGAGAAUGAAACCAUUUCAAAGCAGCUCACCCUAGAACAGUUGAGGCGAGAAAAGAUCGACCUUGAGAACACGUUGGAGCAAGAACAAGAAGCUCUGGUCAACAGACUGUGGAAGCGGAUGGACAAACUGGAGGCUGAGAAAAGAAUCCUUCAGGAAAAGUUGGACCAGCCCGUGUCGGCUCCGCCUUCCCCGAGAGACGUUUCCAUGGAAAUAGACUCGCCGGAGAACAUGAUGCGGCAUAUCCGCUUCCUCAAGAACGAGGUGGAGAGGCUUAAGAAGAGCCUGCGAACCACUGAGCUCCAGCACACGGAAAAGCGCGCUCAGUACAUCGAAGAGGAGCGUCAAAUGAGGGAGGAGAACAUCCGGUUGCAGAGGAAACUCCAAAGAGAGAUGGAGCGCCGGGAGGCUCUGUGCCGGCAGCUGUCGGAGAGCGAAUCCAGUCUGGAGAUGGACGAUGAAAGGUACUUCAAUGAAAUGUCUGCCCAGGGCUUGCGUGCACGGACCGUGUCCAGUCCCAUCCCCUAUACCCCCUCCCCCAGCUCCAGCCGGCCCAUAUCACCUGGUCUCUCAUUUGGAACUCACACAGUUGGUUUCACUCCUCCCGCUACACUGUCUAGAGCCGCCAUUUCCCACUACAACACCCCAGCCCUACACAUUCACGGAAGCUCCUCCCACGCUGUUGCAAGGCCCUCCCCAAGAAGAAGCACCAGCCCCGACAAAUUCAAACGUCCGACACCCCCGCCUUCUCCCAAUACGCACUCUGGGGCUCAACAGGCUCAGCCACCGCUCCCCCCGCCAGCCCAGCCGAUGGUCCAGUCCAUGUCCUCCCCAGCAGCCAUGUCACAGCACGCCGCCGCACCACAGCAGCCUCCCCCCCAGCCUUAAAGCCACACACAGUCUCCGUCUCUGCGCACGAGCGCGCCCACUGAAUGCCACGAUGCUACUGCAGCGACUUCCAUCAUUACCAGCUCCGGAAGUCAAGUUUCUUACUGUUCGAGACUCUGCUUUGAAAGGGUUGGUAGGGAGAAGAAACCAAACAGCAUCUUAGCCUUUGGUAAUGGUAGGCUGCCAAAUCCACGUGGCUUUACUUAACUACUCUUAAAGAAUGGACGGACUUACAAAUAAUCGCUUCUGGGAUUUGUAGACAAAUAUUUUUGUUCCAAUUUUUUUUUUUUUUUUUACUUUUUGCUUGGGACUUUAGCUGAUCGGAAUUGUUGUUGUGGCGCUUCUGAAAUAGCACAAACAGCACAUCCAGUAUGUGUCAUGGUGGUGUCUUAAUCAUAGAUCGAAUCAACGACACGAGUGAUAAAGAAAUGAACGGAUUCAUAGUUGUUUUCCUGCCUUUAAAAUGACACUCAACAGCAGUAAUGCUCUCCACUCCAGCUCACUCCUUUUUCAUUUUAAUAUCAAUAAUUCAAAGCCCGACUGCUUUGAUUUAAUCAGCAUAAAGUGUCAUAGAAAGAGUUUCUGUUAGAGGGCAUUGAUCAAACUGGACGUGUCGUUUUAGUUUCUGAACGCAUUCAGGACUGUGCUGCUCCUUAUGAUGAAAAGCAUUGAAGGUUAACCACAAAUAAAUGUCGCCUUUUUUGGGUUGUUUCAAGAAAAAAACAAAAAAAGAAAAAACAAGAAUAUAUAGUCUGAGGUGUUGAAACUUAGUCAUGUACUCAGUCUCUUCUCUGGUGUAUUUCUGAAAGCUUCUAUCAUCCUAAUGGAUAUUCUUCAUCAGAAUAAGAAAAUAAAAAGAUAAUGCUCUACACUAAAUAUACAUACUGCUAAAACAUUCUAAUUGAAUGGUACUGUUGAACUAAAUUUUAUGUAUGAUUAAAGCUCUUGAGAUGACGA
Messenger RNA from Oryzias melastigma (Indian medaka), 2390 nucleotides. RefSeq names its product coiled-coil domain-containing protein 6. The transcript is spliced from 9 exons. The coding region runs from base 54 to 1433 and encodes 459 amino acids. The record is from RefSeq and is a predicted model, not a curated record. Lineage: Eukaryota; Metazoa; Chordata; Actinopteri; Beloniformes; Adrianichthyidae.